This is a messenger RNA of Nematostella vectensis (starlet sea anemone), 1980 nucleotides long. RefSeq lists its product as uncharacterized. The record is from RefSeq and is a predicted model, not a curated record. Lineage: Eukaryota; Metazoa; Cnidaria; Anthozoa; Actiniaria; Edwardsiidae. The transcript has 4 exons. Bases 566 to 1291 code for a protein of 241 amino acids.
UAUAACUUUUAUCCUUUUGGCACACUUUUUACAAAAAAAUACAUUAAUCUUUAUUUUAUCCCGAGUUGGCCUUUAACCCCAACUCCCCUCCCUUUCAAAGUUUUCAUGGAAAUUUGGAAUUUUUAACUUGAAAAGAUCCCUAAGUACAUUGUCAAAAUUGAUGAGCAAUUUCCAGUUCAUUCCUUCACCUUUCGACAAGUGUUGGUGCUGAAGAAGAUACGACCUAAAUCAGAGGGUUUGUUAGUAUGGCAUUUUAAUCUGUCAUUUGUUUAUCUUAAUCUGAAAGUUGCAGACUCGUACCCAGUCGUUAUUUGCUGUUGCGGGGACAUCCUGUUUGUUGUAUUCAAGCUAGCAUGUACCACUAGGUUGUUUUUGUUGAUCUACUAAUAGCAAUUACGAAUCUGUCAAAACAUACAAAUAGGUGAGUGCCUGAGACGCGAAAAACAUCUAACACAACCGCUGGCUUUACCUAUGAUCGAAACUGCGAUAGAUUUAAAAUAAUCAGUGCGGCCACAGGGCAUCUUCGUAUCUUUAAGACUUUUACAGAGAAACGCACACUGGCAUCAUGUCUGGACAGCUCAACGUUUUCUUUAUGAUGUUAGCUCUUUUCAACCUCGCAGCAUCUCAACCUAUGUCGGACCCGAGAAAACGAAGUGUACCCAUCAGCAAGAGACAAGAAAUCGCCCCACACAUCAUGGCAAACCCUCCUAUCACCCCCUCGCUACUCCCAUCCGCUAAUGACGUCACGCUUAUGCCUAACGGGAUUCCCGCGAGUUACGGGUCUGUCAUACACAAUCUCUUCAGACAGCACCCCAAUGGCUUCCAUGGCGCUAAUCUACCGCAUGGGUACUUUGGAAGGCCCCGCCUGGGACCUCAUUACGGACCCCAUGUGGGAGCACAAAUUGGACCUUAUUUUGGGGAUGUAGAGAGAAACCAAUUUACUGGUCCAUUGGGCGGUGUCCUUGGGUCCCGUUUUCCUUAUGUACAUCAUCAUUUCGGUUACCAACGCAGCCCGGCAUUCCUUAUGAAUGGCCUACGCGCUGGCGAACUGGAUUACCCUUACAGAAAAAGAUUGUAUCAUUUUGGCAUUUAUGGCGAAAACACGCCCGAGAUAAUGUUCAUGGGUGAAAAACCCCACUACCCUUAUCCUCUACAUGAUUUUCAUCCCUUCCCUUCUCUGCUGUACGCGCGUCUACUAGGAGCUCGAAGGCGUUACUUCCAGCAUCACGCACUUAGUCACGCUAUGGACGUCUACCUGCACGGACCAAGUCACGCAACGUGGGAUUACUGAGUCACGCGAGUGAUUUCUACCUGCACGGAUCAAGUCACGUAACACCAAGUCACGCAAAGUGAGAUUAUUUAGACACGCCAGCGAUAUCUACCUGCACGGAUCAAGUCACGCAACACCAAGUCACGCAAAGUGGGGUCACACUCCUUCCUCCCUCCAGUCGUCACUGAACGACUAUGUGACAUAGGUCCUAAAAAUCGCCAUUUCAUUCAUGGGAUUUUUUUGUUUUUUUUUCGAAAAAUUCCUUGAAUAUACGAAUGAGUUUUCCUAUAUAAAAAUGCAAAAUAACAAGGAAAAAAAUUUAGACGCGUACACAUCAGCCAGAAUUGUCAGAAAGGGCGUGACGGCCGCAGCCAUGUGUUUUGAGUUGCCACUCAAAAAGUGGAAAGAUGGAGACAAAGAAAGGCUUCUAGAGAGGCACAAAAAUGCACGGUAAACAACACGCUCUCGCCUGAUGUUUCACCUGAGAACCCUCCUACAGCAACUGCAGCUAAGGCGCUAGGGAGGGUUUAAAAAAUACCCUUAGGGGGAGAUUUUAACUCACAAGAAAACACUGCUGCAUUACACCAGUGUAGUAAAAAAUGUGACUUAUAGUGACAUACUUAUAGUAUGUCACGCUGUACACUCCUAGUGAUGGCCUUCUAGUUUAACAAACGCUGUUGUAAAUAAAGCGAUCAAACAAGAGAAGAGAA